GCACACACGCUCAGUACACACGAACCGUGUCCGUCCGUUGUCUGUCGACUUGAACACAUUCGGGUAGAUGCGGUCCGAUGACGACGACGACGAAGUCGACGGCGAAAAAGACGACAAUAACAUCAAUAAUAAACGCAAUGUCGACGGGGUGCGCGUAUGUUAAUAACAAUAAUAUUAUAUCAUAGUGUUGUGUGCGAUCCGUCCGUGUUCGGUAAUAAACUUAUUCGAUAAUGUUUAUUGUACGUCUAUAUUGAAACAACAUUCGUAUAGUGUUCUGUAGUUAUUGUGUUCAGCUCCCGUCAACGACGUGAAAUCCGUGCGAGGCGGAAUCAGUGAGCUUCAAAGAACCCGAGAUGGGAGACACCAAGUACGAUAAUCAUGAAAACAGACUGAUGUUCAGUUUACAACAAAUGAUGAAUUCUGAACAUUUCUCAGAUGUUGUUAUAUGCUGCGCCGAUGGAUACAAAUUAAGAGCCCACAAAGUCGUACUGGCUUACUGUAGUUCGUAUUUGCAAACACUGUUCCUCGGCCAUCCUGGACCGGACGACAGCGUUACAAUCAUCCUGCAGGACGUCGGGCACGAGGACGUGGGCCGCGUUCUGGAGUUCGUCUACACGGGUGCGGCCGUCGUCCCUGGGCACAAGAUGGACGGUUUCGUUACGGCCGCUGGAGCCCUGGGAAUCGGGCCGCUUCUGGAUCCGAGACGGCACUUGGAAAUGUCUUCGGUCCAACCACAGGCUCCCCAUUGCCAUCCGUGCUCUCCAUCAACAUAUAUGAACGAUCCGACGCCUUUGACGACGACACCAUCGCAGCAGCAGCACCCUUAUUGCAGGGUCCGUCAGCCGCCCAGGACCACGGGCAUUUUGACACCCUCACCGUGGGCUCAAAAUUCCCGUCCACCGUGCGCCACUCCCAGGUACUCGGCUCCAAAGACCGUGCAACCUGACUCCCUAGUGAUUCCAGUGCAUCCGCCGACGGCGAACACAAUUCAGGUUACAGAAAUCCAAAGAGGACCGCUUCCUAUUCCGUUGCCACCAACGCCGCCGGAAGAGCCUACGAUUGUUUCAAUACCGCCGUCACCAUCAACCGAUAGUGACAGAGACACAAACCAAAAACUUAAAGUUACCAGCGAUGCUAACAACAAUGGGAUCCCGGAGAAAGACCGAAAUGCGAAUCAAACAAAAAGUCAUGUUUGUCAAGAAUGUGGGAAAACUUUCGUAACCAAAGCGUCUCUCAAGAUCCACCAGAGGACCCACACGGGCGAGAAACCGUUUGUGUGCGAGUCGUGCGGCAAGCAGUUCAGUCAACUGCGCAACUACAAGUACCACAGGUCCGUGCACGAGGGCACCAGAGAGUUCUCGGGCAGUUGCCCGGAGUGCGGUAAGCUGUUCAACGACCGCGGUUACCUGAGCUCGCACAUGAAGAUCCACCGGAACCGGAAGGAGUACGAGUGCGAGUACUGCACGAAGAGCUUUAACCAGCGGGUGGCGUACAACAUGCACGUGCGCAUACACACGGGCGAGAAGCCGCACAGUUGCCACCACUGCGGCAAGUCGUUCACCAGGAAGAUGUUGCUCAAACAGCACCUGCGCAUACACACCGGCGAGAAGCCGUUCUCGUGCGCCGUCUGUCACAAGCCGUUCGCCGACCGGUCCAACAUGACGCUGCACAUGCGCCUGCACUCGGGAGUCAAGCCCUACGCGUGCGCCGUUUGCGCCAAGUCGUUCACCAAAAAGCACCACUUGAAGACGCACAUGAACUACCACACGGGCGUCAAGCCGUACUCGUGCGACAAGUGCGGGCUGAGCUUCAGCCAGAGCAGCAACAUGAGGACGCACCUGAAAAAGUGCAGCGCAGUGGCGACGACGACGAUGACGCCGCCGCCGCAGACGGCCGUGGCAGUGGUGCAGGCACCGGCCGCGCAACCGGUCUGAACGAGUACGGCCGCGAGACCGAGAAACCACGUGGCCGUUUGCGCGGUUUCUCGGACAAAUCGAAACGGUUUUCACCGCCGCACACGCUUUCCGAUUCGGCUUUCUUCCUCUUACUACGCUGCUCGCGACGGAUUUUCCACCACUGCAAACUCCGUCGUCGCUCUGUAGCUUUAUUUACAAACGUUAUUUUAUAUAAUAUUUAUGAUUUUGUGUAAUAUAUAAUGUGUAUAAAUGUUA
Molecule: messenger RNA, 2171 nt
Organism: Aphis gossypii (cotton aphid)
Lineage: Eukaryota; Metazoa; Arthropoda; Insecta; Hemiptera; Aphididae
Product: zinc finger protein OZF-like
Exons: 5
Coding region: 354-1934 (526 amino acids)
Biological process (GO): regulation of immune system process; regulation of cytokine production; negative regulation of transcription by RNA polymerase II
Molecular function (GO): protein binding
Source: RefSeq, a predicted model, not a curated record